AUGGAUUACUAUUUAAGUAAAUUACCCGGCUUUGGACGAUUUACUGGUCCUCGACAUUUUCAAAUCUUCAAGAAUGUUGCACCAUCACUAGCAAUAUUCGGAACAUCAGCAGCUAUCUACUUUCUUUACAUAUCCGAUUGGAAGGAACUGCUUCUGACGAUUAGAUUAUGUCAUCUCAAGAAAAUGUAUCCAUUCGAGCGGUCAAUCAAUUAUAAACACACUUUGGUUAUAGCUGUUGUCCUUGGUGUCGUACUUUGGUCAAUGGUUAUCGUGGUUGCUUCAAGUGGUGGCCGAAAAGAAGGCGCAAAAAAAGAAUAA
Messenger RNA from Adineta ricciae, 318 nucleotides. Lineage: Eukaryota; Metazoa; Rotifera; Eurotatoria; Adinetida; Adinetidae. The record is from the annotation of a GenBank genome assembly.